Molecule: messenger RNA, 7294 nt
Organism: Plectropomus leopardus (leopard coralgrouper)
Lineage: Eukaryota; Metazoa; Chordata; Actinopteri; Perciformes; Serranidae
Gene: tiam1a
Product: TIAM Rac1 associated GEF 1a
Biological process (GO): small GTPase-mediated signal transduction; activation of GTPase activity
Cellular component (GO): cytosol; plasma membrane
Molecular function (GO): protein binding; guanyl-nucleotide exchange factor activity
Source: RefSeq, a predicted model, not a curated record
CAAGAGGCAGCAUGUGUGAGUAUGCACUGUAAUGUGUGUGUGCAUGUGUGUGUAGAGUCGAACGCUGCGCUGGAGUCCGGGAGAUGUCUCACUGAUGCGAGGAUUCCCCUGUUUGCUCUCAGAGAGGACAUGUGCUGACUGUGUUUGAACCACCACAGGGAAUUAACUGUUACUCACACAGGAAACACUGGGAGAUUAAGUGAAGGGCAAACUGACACCGGCGUUUGAGGAUGUGUGGAAGAUCAUGCGGUCGGUGAGAGAUGACACCGCAGUGAUGUGCAGAAGCUGGUGAUGUGGCUGCGUAAUCACAGUUGAAUCAUGGGAAACGUGGAGAGUCAGAAUGGGGACAGUGCUUUCUACGGCGAUGCGACGGGACAUAUCUCCCGCAAGCACACAUCCCGGUCUCUCCGUCUCUCCAGCAAGCAGCCAAUCACCCGUCGUUCCCGGCACUCUUCUUCAGUGAAACAGGAACACAGAAACUCAGAUGCCUCAACCCGCUCCUCCAGCACCCCUAGCAUCCCACAAUCCUUAGCAGAGAACGGACUGGAACCUUUCAACGCAACAGAUGAGUUUGGAGAGUUUGGCAUCAACCCUCACUGGACACAGCGUGUUGCUAUGACAAUGAGGCCGGAGUCCUUUCAACACGAUGACGACCCCUUGGCCACACCAACUCCCGAAACCUCUGAGGCGGACACUGUCGCUCAGGAUGGAGGAGAGGACUCCAUGGGGGAGGGGGAGGGGGAGGGGGACGUUCUUGGUGAGGAAAGGUACCUCCAGCGGAUGACUGAGGGUCCACGGGAUGGAGGGAGUUUUAAAAAGAAGCGGUCCAAGUCAGCGGACAUGUGGAGAGAAGACAGCCUGGAGUUUUCUCUGUCCGACCUGAGCCAGGAGCAUCUGACCAGCACUGAGGAGAUGAUAGAUGGAGGAGAAGAGGAGGAGGAGGAACCGUUUACACGCCCCAGAGGCAACGCAGGCUCGGCUGAAAGGGCAUCUUCUCUGGACCAUCUGUGCAGCCAGCAGAGUCCUGGCCUCAGGGGGCAGAGGAGCCGCUAUGCUAAAAACCGCAGAGAAGCCCAGUGCGAUGGAGACGGAGAAGGGGAGGAGGGGUUGAUGUCUCCAACCGAGGAGGAUGGUGGCGGGUAUGGAGCAUUCACGCUCCCCUGCCGACGCUCCCACUGCCUGUCAGAGGGCCUGGCAGGGCUUGGCAUCCCUGCUGCUCCGUGCCCUGCUUUCCAGGGACGCCGUGCACAAACUACUCAGGACAUCUCGGGUGUUUUGGGCGAGGGAAGUGAGUAUGGUGAUAGUGGCAUCGAUGGCGUCACCACAGAGAUCGACGGGGAUGGAGAGUUGGUGUCCCGACGCUGUAAGGCCAUGUCGGCCUCUUUCUCAGUAUACUCAGCCACCGAGAGCAGUGUUUUCAACGGGAGCGACAGCGGGAGCAGCAGCGCAGGAGGAGGAGAAGGACGAGGAGGCGAGGGAGGCAGGGGAGGAGUGUAUGAAAAUUUCCGGAAGGAGCUGGACAAUCAAGCCUGGACACAUCAGGGUCGGGACUUCACGGAGGAGGCUGGCUCUGCUGUGAGUGAUGAGCAGAGCAGCGGCACACUCAGCAGUGCAUAUCCAUCGGAUGCUCUGAUUUGCAGUGCACAAGGCACGGUCAGAAAAGCAGGCGCUCUGGCUGUGAAGAACUUCUUGGUUCAUAAGAAAAACAAGAAAGUGGAGCCCGCAACAAGGCGCAAAUGGAAACACUACUGGGUCUCUUUGAAAGGCUGCACUCUUUUCCUGUAUGAGUCAGACUGUCGUUCUGGGAUCGACCACAACAGCGUUCCCAAACAUGCAUUGUGGGUGGAGAACAGCAUCGUGCAGGCCGUACCCGAACACCCCAAGAAAGACUUUGUCUUCUGUCUCAGCAACUCAGUGGGAGACGCUUUCCUCUUUCAGACGUCAGGACAGACAGAACUGGAGAACUGGAUCACAGCGAUCCACUCUGCAUGCGCCGCGGCUCUGGCUCGGCAGCACCACAGGGAGGAUACAGUGCGACUGCUGCGAACAGAGAUCCGCAAGCUGGAGCAGAAGAUCGACAUGGAUGAGAAAAUGAAGAAGAUGGGAGACAUGCAGCUGUCUACUGUCACUGACGCCAAGAAGAGGAAGACUAUACUGGAGCAGAUCUUCCUGUGGGAGCAGAACUUGGAGCGGUUUCACAUGGAUUUGUUCCGCUGUCGCUGCUACCUGGCCAGUCUGCAGGGCGGCGAACCCCCCAACCCCAAACGCCUGCUGGGCUUUGCUUCGCGUCCCACCAAGCUGGCUAUGGGACGACUGGGCAUCUUCUCUGUGUCCUCCUUCCAUGCACUGGUGUCAGCCCGCACAGAGAGCAGCAUCAGGAGGCGGAACCAAGCCAUGCCUCGGACCUUCAGUAAACGUCGUAGCCGCUUCUCCUCCCUCUGGGGACUGGACACUGCCUCAAAGAGAAAGACCAAGGGACAUCCUUCAAUCAACCAGGUCUUUGUUGAUGGGAUUGAGCCUGUGAGGAAACCAUUGGAGCGCAUGUUUGAAGACUCUGUCAGUGAGAAAUCUAAGGAAAAGGAGGGCUCGGUAAAAAGCCUUCCUCAGCAAAACGUAGACAGCGACAUGUGGGUUCCUGAUUACCUUGCUCCCUCCUGGGUGUGUCUUCCGAACAAUCAGCCUGUGCUGGCUAUCAUACAACCUGGAGAGACAGCGCUGGAAGUCCUGAGCACCGUCUGCAAGACCCACAACAUAGACCCCUCCUGCCACUACCUGCGUUUGAAGGUGUGGAUCGACAACCAAAUGCUCUUUUAUGUUCCCAAACCGGAAGAGGACAUCUCCGAUCUGCUCUACAAAGAGAUUGAGGUUUGCCCCAAAGCUACUAAGGUGAUCUGCUUUGACAAAACAGAGUCCUGCACCAUCGGAUAUGGUUUUUCUGUGGCAGUUAUAGAUGAGGAUGGGACGCAGCAGCUCCAUAUUACUGAAGUGAAAGCAGAAGGACUAGCAUCUGCUAAAGGUUUGAAAGCGGGGGAUGAGAUUCUGUUGCUGAAUGGUAAACCUGCAUCUGCCCUCCAAAUGGAUGAUAUGAGGGCUGCGUUUGUUAACCAAGCGUUGACCUUGAGCAUCAGCACUCUGCCCCAGCUGGACCCUCGGGUGUUGUGCUCCCUUCCACCGCGGCGCUCUGAUGGGGAGCAGGACCCAGCCACAGACAUCUUCUCCCAGAGCCAAGAGGACAUUCUGGAUGAGGUGUCUGGGUUAACAGCGGAGAGCCCAGAUGAGAGUAUGGAGGAAGGAUCUCGGUUGUCCCUGCAGAGUCCUGGAGAUCAUCCGGAAGACAAAACCUGCAUGGGGACUGGACAGAAGUCCUGCCUGAGCGGAGAUGGUGAAAAGAUGGAAAUGUACGUUUCGUCUCUCAACAGACCUCACAGUCCGAGCAACAGCCUGCCUGGACUUGGCCCGCAAACAAUUAGCACGGAGCAGGUCACUGCUUUCUGCCGCAGUCUCCAUGACAUGAAUCCCCUGGAGUGCCCUAUGUCAUCCUCUUCAUCGUCAUCCUCGUCGUCCCUCACCCCAAGCCCUGUGUCAGCUUUACCGCCCACAGCAGGUGCUGCCGCCCAGAGACAGCUCUCCCACGCAGACAAACUCCGCAAGGUCAUCAAUGAACUGGUGGAGACGGAGAAGACUUACGUCAAAGACCUGAGCUGCCUAAUAGAGUGCUACUUGACGCCUUUGCAGAAAGAGAGCUUCCUUACACAGGAUGAGCUGGACGUUUUGUUCGGUAACCUCGGGGAGAUGGUGGAGUUCCAGGUGGAGUUUCUCAGGACGCUGGAAGAUGGGAUAAGACUGGUGCCAGAUCUGGACAAACUGGAAAGAGUGGAGCAGUUUAAGAAAGUGCUGUUCUCCUUGGGUGGUUCCUUCCUGUAUUAUGCUGAUCGCUUCAAGAUCUAUAGCGCCUUCUGUGCCAGCCACACCAAGGUCCCAAAGGUCCUGGCUAAAGCAAAGACCGACCCAGAUUUCAAGGCUUUCCUGGCUGAGAGAAACCCCAGACAGCAACAUUCAUCCACUCUGGAGUCUUACCUGAUCAAACCCAUCCAGAGGGUCCUGAAGUAUCCACUGCUGCUGAAGGAGCUCUAUUCUCUCACUGACCCCGACAGUGAGGAGCACUACCACCUGGAUGUUGCAAUGAAGGCCAUGAACAAAGUUGCGAGUCACAUCAAUGAGAUGCAAAAGCUUCAUGAGGAGUACGGAGCUGUUUUCGACCAGCUCAUCAACGAACAGACGGCAGAUAAAAAAGAGGUGGCUGACCUCUCGAUGGGAGAUCUUUUGUUACAUUCUACUGUGGUAUGGAUCAACCCUCCACCCUCUUUGGUCAAGAGCAAAAAAGACCCGGAUUUGGCUGCUUUUGUGUUCAAAACAGCAGUUGUAUUUGUGUACAAAGACAGCUCCAAGCACAGGAAAAAAAUAGGUGGAUCUCACCGUGCGUCUGUGAGUGAUGACAAAGAUCCUUUCCGUUUCCGCCACAUGAUCGCAACGGACUCUCUACAAGUCCGCGCCCUUGCAAACUCUGAGGGUACCGCAGUUUGUGAGAUCGUUCACACAAAAUCUGAAUCUGAGGGAAGACCGGAGAGAACCUUCCAGUUGUGCUGCAGUUCUCCAGAUAGUAAGAAGGACUUCCUGAAAGCAGUCCACUCCAUUCUUCGAGAGAAGCAGCGACGCCAGCUUCUUAAGACAGAGUCUCUGCCACCCAAUCAGCAGUAUGUCCCAUUUGGGGGCAAACGUCUAUGUGCCCUCAAAGGGAUGCGGCCUUCCAUGAACAGAACAGCAUCAGCUCCAUCACGAAGGCUAGCACGCAGGAAGCUGGUGAGGAACCGCUUCACCAUCGACACUGACCUGGUUUUCCAUGGCAACAACAACAACAGCAAUGAUACAGACACCUCCAGCAACACUUCCUACCCUCCCUCCUACCCAUUGCUGUCCCAGCAUUCUCUUCCUCAAACCCACAAACCUCAAGGAGAGGACACGGACCGUUGGGUGGAGGAGCAGUUCGACCUGGGUUGCUAUGAAGAUCAGGGUGAGUGCGUUGACAUGGUUCCAGUGAAGGAAACGGACAUUUUGAGUGACGACGACGAGUACUGCAAGUCUGUCCGAGCGGCGUCGGCUGAACCGGUGGACCUGGAGGGAAAGAUGGAGGGACUCAACUUGCAGGGCGGAGAGAUUACGAGCCACAACCUGAAUGGACGAGCGGAGGCUGGGAUCAUGCUGAGCGUGACGCAGGAGGAGGACGUUGAUCGAAUAAAGCAUGGUGAUGAUUCAGACUCCUUCACCUCCUGCGGUGUCUCUCUAUCCCGCUGUGCAACCCCCACUCUAAAGCUUGCCCCCUUGAAGCAGUGCGCUGUGGAGGGGGCCACAAACAAGGACCACGAUGUCAUCUGGGUGAGGCGGGACGACUUUGCUAAUGGAUGCAACAGUGACGUGUUCUGAGUGGGAAGUUUAGAAAACAAGAUGAUGAAAGGAAACAACGACAAUGUGACUGGCGGUUUCUUCCACUUUUUUACAGAAAGUGGGAGAACAAAGAAAGAGGAAAGAUAAGAUACAAGCUUUAAAUAUGUAGAAUUUGGAGGUGUUUGUGUAUAGAAGGUAUUAAACCUCAGCCAGUCCUCCCUGUAUCACAACAAAACCCUCCUCUCCCCGCCUCACCUGCAUCUCCCUUCUUCUGACAAUCCUGGGACACCAUGCGAGUCAGAAAAACAUUCUCAGAGAUUCUCAUCCCAAACUCCUUAAUAGUGAACCCAAAAGACUACACAGUCCCUACUGUUCUGGACACAGGCAUUACACACAUCUGUGGAAUUGUAUGUGAACAUAACAGCACUGCAUGUGCACGCAAGUAAACAAGCAAGUGUGUGUAUGAACACUGAAAGCACACAGGAGCACAGACACGGAGACUCUAGACAGCUGCUGUUCUGUGCACACACGUGCUGAAGAGACGUCAUCACCGAACUGUGAUCUUCUGGCCAAAAAAUGUCUAUUUUUCAACACAGGAAUGUGGGUGUUAUAUUUUUCUGACUCAGAAACCGUGUUUGUAUUUUAACACUCAAGGGCUGUGUGUUACUGAAAUUCUCUUCAGGGGCUUUUGGCUUAACGACUGCUGUGUAAAAAGAUGGCGAGAUUCUACUAGCUUUAUUGUGCUUUUUUUAUUGUUCUAACUUAAUAUCAGCUGCACAUUGGUGUAUAGUCAGGAGUACAAUAGAGUGCCGUUAACCUCUUGUAUGUAAACGUUUUGAAGCUCACUUUUGUCUCCCAGCAUAUCCUUUUUAAAAGAUACCUAUUCUUUAUUUAAUUAUUGCCUUUUUACUGUAUUUUUUUAAUGUUUACACCACACUCAGCUGCCCAGUGUUACAAACCACCUUUUGUGUGUUUGGUGCCACAAAAAAAAAGCUUGUGCCCUUCACAUGAAUGUCCAGUCUAUAAUUUUGUUGCUCGAAUAAAAAAUAUAAUUUGUUAUUUUGGUAACUAAUGGAUUUCAUCAAAAUCAUUAAUAUUUCGUGUCCUUUCUUGCCCCAGAGGCCAUGCUCUCCUCCUCAUGCUCCACAUCCUUGAUAAAUAGCAUAAUAAUUCCUACAACAAUCCUGUUUUACUUGAAUUUUCUUUUUUGUUUUAAAAAGGUAUUCAACAGAGCCAUGUUAGACCGUACUGUAACUCGAAGGAGAAGAGCAAUCAUGCAGUUGACCUGUCAUCCCCUGACCGAUUCACACAUCUUCUUUUCUUUCUCCAGCUCCUUUGACAUUUUAUCAUGACAUCACAUCGACAGAGAAGCUGACUGAGACAGACUACACAUCCAUGACAUUUUGACAUCAAUCCCAUCACCUUACCCCUCCUGCAUUCCUUCCUUUAUCCACCAGGCUGUGCUGUUUUACUAUAUGUCAUCAACAACACGCUGAUUGCUGAGCUCAACAUUGUCAUGCGCACCUUAAUGGAUGUAUUUAACAUGCACUUAAUACCCAACUGUGAGGAGGGAAAUCUGUGAGUCACUCUGACUCAGAGUGAGUGAGAAGAGUGGAGGGAAAUAAUACACUUUGGAUGUUCUUAUUAUUGUCUUUUGAUUAUGAUGCUUAGAUUUUAGCUUACCCGGUGACGAUGACUGACGUUCAGACUGUGAGGUACAAUCACCUGGCCUUGGAGGCAAAUCCUACGAGAACCCCCUUUGACUCCUCCCUUUGUACUUUUGAAAACUGUGUUCGUACAUAAAACUGUGGAGUAUUAUCAUUUUUAUGUCAAAAUAAAUUUUCUAAAUUUA